Molecule: messenger RNA, 2101 nt
Organism: Toxoplasma gondii ME49
Lineage: Eukaryota; Apicomplexa; Conoidasida; Eucoccidiorida; Sarcocystidae
Product: adrenodoxin-type ferredoxin, putative
Exons: 4
Coding region: 354-926 (190 amino acids)
Biological process (GO): P450-containing electron transport chain
Cellular component (GO): mitochondrion
Molecular function (GO): 2 iron, 2 sulfur cluster binding
Source: RefSeq, a predicted model, not a curated record
ACACAUUCUACGGUAGACUGUACGCUCGCAAGUAGGAUCUCGGUAUUUUUUACCUUUGAUCAAUAAUUAAGUCAAGCCUUUACAGUUGUGCAGUCCACUUUUCAGAAAUCUGGCCAUGCUUCCUUCUGAAGUGAGCCUGGGGUAAACUCUCGGCAUCGGGUAUGCGGCCUGUGCGCUGUUCAGCCGGGCAGAAGAACAGCGUUUGGGCCGGUCUUUGACGAUGCUACACAACUGUGUCAUUCGCGAGUUUCAUAUGCAGUGUUUCACUCAUUCAUGGUGCCUUUCGUCGAUUUUUUUUGAGCUUGCGUGUCAGCAAAGUUGUGCCCCCAAUUCUUCAAUGCGGUCGAGCUCCAAUGGUACUCCGUCCGUGCGUCGGAGCGCUCAAAGCGGCGCGGUUCAGCUGCAGAAGAUACUUUAGCGAACUGCAACGGGAAAGAAUAGCUGAAAUCUGGCAUGCGCGUUUUUCUCCUUUUGCCUCCUCUCAACCGUGUACCUGGCGGCAAUUCUCUCAGCGAGCCUUCCAUGUAGCCUCGAAUGCUGCGUCUCCAGCUUAUGAAAAGUCAUCGUCGCAAACUGUCACAAUUUCUUUCGUACUUCCCGACAAUACAGAAAAGACUGUUGAGGCCAAGGUUGGAGACACCAUCCUGGAAGUUGCUCACGCGAACAACAUUGAACUUGAAGGUGCCUGUGAAGGAGCCUGCUCGUGCUCAACGUGCCACGUCAUUCUGGAACCGGAGGUCUACGAUGAGCUGCCAGAGCCGUCGGAGCAAGAGGAAGACAUGCUUGACCUGGCAGCGUGCCUGACCCCAACCUCACGACUUGGGUGUCAAAUUCAUGUCACGCCCGAUCUGAAUAACGCAAAGAUUCGUCUUCCGCAGAUAACGCGGAACUUUUACGUCGAUGGCCAUGUUCCGGCGCCCCACUGAGGGUGGCCAUAUUAAUUCACUAAUGACAGGAUCCGUUUAGCCCGGUGCUGUUUGCGCCACGAAUAAGUUAUGUGCUCUUCUGGAUGCACGUGAAGAAGGGUUUAUUUCUGAAUGGCAAACGCCACUAUUCGUCUCCCGCGUGCGCCUCUUUCAUCAUAAACCUGCUGAUUGCAAAGUAUACCACCAGGACAGAAAGGACGUAGAGAGCUGCGAGAGAUAUAAUGACUGUCGCCACCCAUCCGGGCCCUAGGACGACGAAGGCAUGUGUGGCAGGAUGCUGUUGUAAAGUCGGCGUCAUGUCUUACCUGCUCUGGUAGCAGGCAAUUGAUAGUUUAGCAUGUCGACUCCGCUUAUGACAGCGUCUCCCGCUGACUGAGAGGCUACGUAUGCAAGGUGCAUUCGUGCCUUGAGGAUGGUGGUAAAUGCCUGAUUUACGGUGUUAAAACACGAUUUCAGGGAUUUCCCCUGUUGUUGAGCCGUACCUCUGUUAUGUACUCCGGCUCUACCCCCUCUGCGAACAUUCUGUUUUUACUGUCCUUCCCGAACGCCCCGAACGCCACUAACCUCGCUUAGCAAGGGCGGCUAAAUCUCGCUUUUUGACAAAUAAGAGGAGCAUGCCGUCAUGGCAACCGCGGUUGCCGAUUCCCCACUGUCUGGAGAGUUGCCAUCGAUGACACUUGACUGCUGCACGUUAAUUUUAGUUGCCCGUCUGACCGAAGAAGUGCAUGAGCCAUUUCGUCGGCCGCCUGCUGUGGAAUCUGAUCCUCGGGCACAUAGAUAUCGUGGGCCACCGCGACCGCUGCCUGCUCCAGGGAGGUGUUCGACAAAUCUAGUCGCUCGAGGUUUUUAUGAUUGCGCUCUGUACCUGAUAAAAGUGCCUUCGGCCGUCUGGACAGUCAUGCUCUGUCGAGUCUCGAAGCUUCAUAAGCCGAGACUCGAGUGUGGACUGCUCCUGAGGUGUAAGAAGGUGGUCGGGGUCGCAUAACCAAGAGUGUGUGGCCCUGAUCAACACACGCGGCCCGUUCGUGUGACAGUGGAGAGCUGCGUGAAAGGUUCGUUACGUUGUGGAGAAGGUGCACUUCUGCGGUUCGACGAAUGGGUUGGGGAAUGAUGCGGCAUUGUAGAGAACUUCGUCUCCCCUGAAACGCAGACAGCCAUACGAAACUAUGCUCGGC